Molecule: messenger RNA, 807 nt
Organism: Torulaspora globosa
Lineage: Eukaryota; Fungi; Ascomycota; Saccharomycetes; Saccharomycetales; Saccharomycetaceae
Gene: MRPL17
Product: mitochondrial 54S ribosomal protein mL46
Exons: 1
Coding region: 1-807 (268 amino acids)
Cellular component (GO): mitochondrial large ribosomal subunit
Molecular function (GO): structural constituent of ribosome
Source: RefSeq, a predicted model, not a curated record
AUGUUGCCCUUCAGCAGAGGUAUGGCCAGCGUGGCGAAAAGCUCCUCGAACAAUGCCAUUUUGGCGGGGCUAAUACUUUCUCGAAUUCCUAUAGUGACAAAAGACAUGACAACACUGGAGAAGCGCUACUACGAAUACCAAUCAGCGCUCAAAGAACGAUUAAUGUGGACAUUUCCUCACUACUUUUAUUUCAAAAGAGGUACUUUAGCGGAGCGCCGCUUUUUGCUUGCUCAGAAGGGUCCCAUCAGCAAGCAGCCCGGUGUAUGGUUCCCUAAAGGUGUCCCAGAUAUCAAGCAUAACAGAGAGAGGAGCAGGAAACAAGAGGUCAAUCUACCAGGACAAGAAAGCAAUAAUACAACAGAAGCGCAAAAUGGGGACGAUAUAUCCAGACCGGUUGUUCCAAAUUCAAGAGUAACAGAAGCAGAUAAAAGCAACGACUUUUCAAGUCUAGAAAGGAAAUUGAGCAGAACUCUGUAUCUGCUCAUAAAGAGCAACGAGGGAGUUUGGUCUUUUCCAUCUUUUGCUGUCGAGGAUAAACCAUUGCACAUCAGCGCGGAGGAGGGCCUGAGAGCGUUGGGUGGUGACAACAUCAACACAUGGACUGUGUCCAAUACCCCAGCUGCUGUUCUUGAGAAGGACAACGGAGCCCACGAAUUUUUGAUAAAGUCCCAUAUCUUGGCAGGUCGGUUUGACUUACAAAAAAAUAAGCAUGUCGCUGAUUUUGCAUGGCUGACAAAGGAGGAGAUAGGAGAACGUGUCAGCGAAGACUAUUUUAAUGAGGUGAGGUUUUUACUGACUGAAUAUUAG